AUGGCUGCGCUGCGGAUCAGCCCCCAGGCCGAGGCCCAGAAGGUCACUCUGGGGGGCCCAGCUGCUCACCACCCCUCCCCAUCCCCCCAGGACCCGGCGCUGAACGUGGGGGACUUUGAGUCCCUGCGGGCCCCGCUCGACAUCCCCAUCCCCGACCCCGCCAAGGAGAAGGCAAAAGCCGAGCGCCGCAAGAAGGAAGAAAAGAAGGAAGAGAAGAAAGACGAGAAGAAGUCGGAGGAGGAGGAUAAAGCGCCCCCCUGUGGCCCCGUGAGCAGCAACGAGACGGUUGUGGGGCUGGUGAGCCGAGUGAAAGCCGAGAUCCAGGGCGCCAAGGAGGAGCUGGGGCUGGUCUCUGUCUGGGUUCAACUCCAGGUGCCCCGUAUCGAAGACGGCAACAAUUUUGGGGUCGCAGUCCAGGAGAAGGUGUUUGAGCUGAUGACGGGCUUGCGGACGAAGCUGGAAGGAUUUCAGACCCAGAUCUCCAAGUAUUUUUCCGAGAGAGGCGACGCAGUGGCUAAAGCGGCCAAAAAUCCUCACGUGGGUGAUUACCGGCAGCUGGUGCACGAAUUGGACGAGGCGCAAUAUGCUGAGAUCCGGCUGAUGGUGAUGGAAAUCCGGAACCUCUACGCCAUUCUCUAUGACAUCGUGGUCAAGAACUUCGAGAAGAUCAAGAAGCCACGGGGCGAAACCAAGGGCAUGAUCUACUGAGCGACCUUUCACCUCCGGCCUCCACCAAUCGCAGGGCGGGUUGGGAAGAGAGGCAAAGGCGGGACUUCCUGUCGUGCCACCUGCUGCUGAUCAGAAAAAAUAGAGCUUUAGGGGUUUCGCGGCCAGUUUUGAAUUUAAAAAAAAAAAAGGCAACAAAAUGCCAAAAAUUUGCAAAAUGGAAAAUGUUCGAGGUUGUUGGGAAAUUAAGGAAAUGAAACUUUGUUUGCCAGAAAAGGAAACUGAACGGCCCAAAACAGACCUGGGAAAUCAUUUUCAAGAUGCAAAAAAAACU
This is a messenger RNA of Chrysemys picta bellii (western painted turtle), 1000 nucleotides long. The record is from RefSeq and is a predicted model, not a curated record. NCBI's taxonomy places the organism in Eukaryota, Metazoa, Chordata, Testudines, Emydidae.